Molecule: messenger RNA, 1524 nt
Organism: Neoarius graeffei (lesser salmon catfish)
Lineage: Eukaryota; Metazoa; Chordata; Actinopteri; Siluriformes; Ariidae
Exons: 8
Coding region: 127-1206 (359 amino acids)
Molecular function (GO): DNA binding
Source: RefSeq, a predicted model, not a curated record
UUUGACCACCACGUGUGUCAAUACAAAGGUCAGGAAGGUAAAAGCGCUCAUUACAAAUAUUCUAAAGAAUCUUUUGAAAAGUGUGACAAUACAGUGCCCAGUGGGAAAUCAAGUGGAUCCGAGAGAAUGGCAUCGUCUACCACAACAUGGUUACUCUUACAAUGGAUUGAAGAUCCACCACAAUGGGAUGUAAUAGAAGUGGGAAAGUGUGGUGCCGAGUUAAAGUUAAUGGCCCUUGGAAAGAAGCUUCAGUCGGCAGUCGGGAACAUCUAUGAUGUGCCUUGGAAUGGAGAGACAGCGCCAGCUAAAGUCUUGGAUUUUGGUAAAGAUAAGGCUAUGGAAGCCAAGCGUACCGAACAAGUUAAGAAUUACGAGGCUGCCAUGGAAGUUGGCAGGAAGAAUGGAAAAAGUUUGCGGUGUGCAAAUAAAAGGAUGGCUGAUGAAUUGUCAGAAAGUGAAAGCACUUCUUCAGAUGCCAAUGAGAAGAAAAAAGUCAAGAGAAAGAAGGUUAGUGAUGAAGAAAUCCUAAUUUCAACAUCAGCAAUAGAAGACACUGACAGUUCUGAAGAAAACGGUUGCCAAGGCUGCAAAAAAUUGCCAAAGCUUAAAGAAAAAUACAAGUUGGCAAAAGAAAAAAUAAACAGAUUAGAAGCUGAGAUUGAGCACUACAAGCAAGUUACAGAUGCAAGAUCUCUAGUAGACAACCUUAAAAUGCUCAUUAGGGAAAGUAAAACAAAAGAGGUUGGCCAAGCAGAGUCACAGAACCCAAAUAUAGGACUUAGGCCGAUAACUGCACCGGUAACUCCUACCUCUGCAAUUGAAAAAGAAGGAACAAAGCAAUUAGAUGUAAAUGAUGGCCUACCAGCCACCCCUGGCAGAGUCAAAGAAACCACAAAGGUUGACAUUGGACGAGGUGUGCUGGUUGAGAAAACUAGCCUGAUGGCUUUGUCAUCAGUGAAGUCGGGUUCAACAUAUGCCAGAAGCCUAUUAAAGACCAUUUUUACCGAUGCAGAGCUUGUUGGGAAAAGUCUGACAGGCAGAAAAUCAAAUGCCUUUAAAGACCAGGAUCAGAAGCCUGCCCUUGACCCAACUAAAGUGGAGGCAAUUGUUGAUCUUGCAUGCCGUAAAUUUGGAUGCCCUCCAGCAACUAUAAAGAUGUCUCUUGCCAACAAGCUAAAGGAAAUAACAAAAAAGGCAGCAAACUAGCUUACAUGUACUGGUAGGAUAAAACUAAUAAAUUUCAAUACUUUCAGCAAGAAGCGCUUUUGUCAUACUGUACCAGGGUCUGGCAUUUUGGAAGUUAAGAGUGAUUUGGUAGGAUGUCCUGAAUUCUAUGGCACCUUGCAUCCUUAUGUUUUCCGCCUUUGAUAGCUUUUUCUCAAGAUGAAUUUGGAGAUGAAUCUGUCCAAUUUUUAUAAUUUGGUAUUCUCUCGUGUUACUGUUAUGAUUAUUUGUUAUACGAUCCAGUAUUCAGGUGGUGGACACAGUUUUAGUUGCUCACUGUAUUUUCAUGGGUAGGUCUUC